ACCACUCCGUUUAUUAAAAGCAAGGGAUAAAAGCAAGGAAUAGGGACCGGGAAUAGGGACCGGGAAUAACCCCAGGGAAUAGGGGCAGGGAACGACCCCAGCCCCUCACAGCCCCCCGCGCUCCCCCCGCGGCCGCCCCAGCCGCUCGCGCUUCCCGCCCUUUUCGCCCCCUCGCGCCGCGCUGAGGCGCCGCCGCCAGCCCCGGCUGCGCCCCGGCUCCCUCCAUCUUGUGGCCGGGCCGCGCCGCGCUCCGUCCCGCCCGCCCGCCCGCCUUCCUUCCCUUCCCUUUCCCUUCCCUUUCCCUUCCCUUCCUUUCCCUUCCUUCCCUCCCUCCCUUCGUCAUUGUCUGCGAGCGGCGUUUAUAAGGCGGCGGGCAUUGCCCGGAUGUGAGCGCCCGGCGAUGUGGCUUCCAGGGCGAGCCGCUCCGAGGCGCGUCUCGGCGGGGGAGGCCGCGCCGGUGCCGCGGCGGCGGCGGACGGGAGCGCUCUAAACUUGGAGCAAGUUGGGGCCCGGCGGCUCCGCGCCCGCCGGGGGGGCGGCGCGGGGGCUCUUUUUAUUCUCUUGCCUUCGAAUUCCGUAGAAUUCCUUGCUUUUGGAUGCUUUCGGCGAGGCAGGACGCGGGGGGCAGCCCCCGCCGCCCGCACUCGGGCACCAUGUGUCGGUAAAAACAAUAGAGGGGGAAAAAGUUCGCGGACUUUGCCGUCUUUUUGCCUUUUGAAAGCCGCUUUUCCAGCUCGUUUUUGAUGUGGUUUUUGGAGCGGGUCGUCUCGGCGGGUGCGGGAAUUCGGGGGUCGGGACCCCCCAAUCCCACCCUAAAGCUGUGGAGUAUCCCGGGCUUCCCAGCCCGGCUCUGGAGGGGCACACACGUGUGAGCUAAUAAAGCACUUGGGGCCGAAGAUUCCUCCUGGUUUUUGGACCAUUUUAGUUCCUUUUUUCUCCCCCCCCCCUUUGGAAUAUUGUGGCCAUUGAAGCCUCAACUCCCCUCGCCAUGUGGAUGGGAGCGAGCUGAGGGCACCGCGAGGAGACGCGCUGCGAAAGUGCGGCGGGAGCGGCGUCCAUGAUCCGCGGGUUUGUGUGAUAUUGCUAAAAUGCAUCACCAACAGCGAAUGGCUGCCUUAGGGACGGACAAAGAACUCAGUGAUUUACUGGAUUUCAGUGCGAUGUUUUCACCUCCUGUGAGCAGUGGGAAAAAUGGACCAACUUCCUUGGCGAGUGGGCAUUUUACUGGCUCAAAUGUAGAAGACAGAACUAGCUCAGGGGCCUGGGGGAACACAGGACAUCCAAGUCCAUCCAGGAACUAUGGAGAUGGGACUCACUACGAGCACAUGGCCAGCAGAGACCUUGGCUCGCACGACAAUCUCUCUCCUCCCUUUGUCAACUCCAGGAUACAAAGUAAAACAGAAAGAGGGUCCUACUCAUCCUAUGGAAGAGAUUCCAACCUCCAGGGCUGCCACCAGCAAAGUCUCCUUGGAGGUGACAUGGAGAUUGGCAAUCCCGGAACGCUGUCUCCCACUAAACCUGGCUCCCAGUACUAUCAGUAUUCUAGCAAUAACCCCCGACGGAGGCCUCUCCACAGCACCUCUAUGGAAGUCCAAACAAAGAAAGUUCGGAAAGUUCCUCCAGGUUUACCAUCAUCAGUUUAUGCCCCGUCAGCCAGCACUGCCGACUACAACCGGGAUUCUCCGGGUUAUCCAUCCUCCAAACCAGCCGCCAGCACUUUCCCAAGCUCCUUCUUCAUGCAAGAUGGCCAUCACAGCAGUGACCCAUGGAGCUCCUCCAGUGGGAUGAACCAACCUGGCUAUGGGGGCAUGUUGGGCAACUCUUCUCACAUCCCCCAGUCCAGCAGCUACUGCAGCCUGCACCCACACGACCGCUUGAGCUACCCAUCCCACUCGUCAGCAGACAUCAACUCCAGCCUUCCUCCGAUGUCCACCUUCCACCGCAGUGGCACAAACCAUUACAGCGCCUCUUCUUGCACCCCCCCAGCCAAUGGCACCGACAGCAUCAUGGCCAACAGAGGAAGUGGGGCAGCAGGAAGCUCACAGACUGGUGAUGCCCUGGGGAAAGCACUUGCCUCUAUCUACUCUCCAGAUCACACCAACAACAGCUUUUCAUCAAAUCCUUCAACUCCUGUUGGUUCUCCCCCUUCUCUCUCAGCAGGCACAGCUGUAUGGUCUAGAAAUGGAGGUCAAGCGUCAUCAUCUCCCAAUUAUGAAGGUCCCUUACACUCUUUGCAAAGCCGGAUCGAGGAUCGCUUGGAAAGGUUGGAUGAUGCCAUCCACGUGCUGAGGAACCACGCGGUGGGGCCGGCCACCGCCAUGCCCGGGGCUCACGGGGACAUGCAUGGCUUGAUAGGGCCUUCCCACAACGGAGCCAUGGCGGGCCUGGGCUCUGGUUAUGGCACUGGGCUCCUCUCGGCCAACAGGCACUCGCUCAUGGUGGGAGCGCACCGUGAGGACGGGGUGAGCCUGCGGGGGAGCCACUCGCUUGUGCCAAACCAGGUCCCGGUCCCCCAACUGCCCGUCCAAUCGGCCACCUCUCCGGAUCUGAACCCGCCCCAGGAUCCAUACAGGGGCAUGCCAACCGGCCUCCAAGGACAAAGUGUCUCUUCGGGAAGCUCCGAGAUCAAGUCGGAUGACGAAGGAGAUGAGAACCUCCAGGACACCAAGUCUUCUGAGGACAAGAAACUAGAGGAGGACAAGAAGGAUAUCAAAUCCAUUACUAGGUCAAGAUCUAGCAAUAACGACGACGAAGACCUGACCCCGGAGCAGAAGGCCGAGAGGGAGAAGGAAAGGAGAAUGGCCAACAACGCUCGGGAGCGCCUCCGUGUCCGGGACAUCAACGAGGCUUUCAAGGAGUUGGGCCGGAUGGUGCAGCUCCACCUGAAGAGUGACAAGCCCCAGACCAAGCUCUUGAUCCUACACCAGGCUGUGGCUGUCAUCCUCAGCUUAGAGCAGCAAGUCAGAGAAAGGAACCUGAAUCCUAAAGCAGCGUGUCUGAAAAGAAGGGAAGAAGAGAAAGUCUCUUCAGAUCCUCCUCCGCUUUCCCUGGCAGGACCCCACCCUGGGAUGGGAGAUGCCUCCAAUCACAUGGGACAGAUGUAAAAAGGUCCAAGUUGCCCCAUUGCUCCAUUGAAGCAAGAGCCCACUUCCUUAAGAGCUGUAUUCUCUCCACGCCCCAAAACCACUUCUCCUUCCCCCUUCUCCUACCCCCCCCCCCCCCCUUUUUCUUUUGUAACAUAAGACAAGUCUGAGUAGUUGAAGCAGCACAGACGCACGAGAUCCCAGCAUUCCCGAGGAAUUCCAAGCCAGGAAUAACUACUCGGAGGGACAACUCUCGGGAACGGAGCGACGCCGAAUGGCUUCGGAGCGCGCUUCUGUUCCGAGCUAAGUGGCUGUGCUGAACCGAGCGGAUCCAGGCGCGAAAGCCCCGUGUGCGUGUGUAGCCGAGCGAGGUGGUGCUGAAGACAUAGGGUGGGGUGGGGGGGGGGCGGGAUAUAACGAUCCCGUUGGGAAUGGGGUUUCGGGGGGGGGGAUACACCCACACACACGACACACGCGAUUCCAAGCGGUGGCGGCAUGGAUUUGCUGGACUUCUCUGCUGCUUUCGUGGUGUUGGAAGUGGAUUCUUGCAGUGGAGCCCACUCGCUGCCUCCUCCUUUCUUCGGGCUAUGCAUCCUGCGGCGUUAGACCAAGCCUUAGCUGAGUCCCUAAAGCAUUCCGUUGCACUUUUCGUCAGGAAGGGGUGGUAGGACGACGGUCCUGCGGCCGGUAGGAAGUUCUGCCUUUGGUUUUCGAGCUCCAGCUCUGGCACAGCGGCUCUUCAAGUAGCUUCGAAGGCCGGGCACAACUCAAGCGACUUCCCUAGGGAAGCUUCAUCCCGAGUGACUUUGGUGGACAGUACGAUGGAGAGCCAGCCGUGCUCCUCGUAUUUGUCAGCAUCCUUUCCGUCUCUUUGAAUUCCACUUCCUAGGUGGACAGCCACAGCAACCUGGCAUGUAUUUGAACUGCAAUCUCCCUCUUCCCGAGUAGAUUUUUUUUUUUGCCCACCCAGCACCGGUUGAAUAAAAAUGCCAUCCCCUCCAGCCAACGGUCUAAAUGUUCCAUCUGUUCUCCUGGUUUUCCAGUUCUCCCCAAAAGGCCUGGAAGGCGACGGAAACGCAAAAGACGCUUGUACAUUGUAUGCAACUAACGGCGAACGUCUCAUUCUUUUUGAAGGUUGUGUAUGUAAAAGGUAUCUUUUCCCCAUGUAGAUUCUUGGUCUUUCUGUGCUUUCCAUUGUAGCAGGUUGGUUGGGGAAAGGGGGGGGGGGGGGGGUUGGCUUUGCUUCCUCGACAUGGUUGGAAACGGCGGGAACGCCCCCCCCCCCCCCCCCCCCCCCAAAUCCCGUUGAAAUGAAGGAGGAGAAGCUGAGUUUGCCACAGUCCUCGCCUUCAGCGUUCCCCUUCGGAGGGACUUGGGGGCGUGCUGCAGACUCUAAAUGCCUUUGGUGGCCCCCUCGCCACCCGCUUGGGUUUCCCGCUGCCGUUCCUCAAGUGUGGAGGUGGAUUCCAGAAGGACACCGCGAGGCUUCGUUCCCGCUGGCAAAGCCUCGUUGGGCUUGGAGUAAGGGCUGGUGUAGCUCAGACGAGGUGGAAUCAGGAAGCUGGAGCCCACCCGAUGUGAGUGGUUGAACCUCUGGAUGAUGCUGCUGAACAAGCCGUAGAUCUUCUCGCCAAUGGACCACGCGUGGUUUGGGGCUGUCCGAACGCUUGCUCUGGGGAGGAACCCACGAGGAGCUCCCCACCGAGAGGCUGAGGACUGUGAGAUGAUGUCAACCAACCAACCCCAACUUCAUCCCGAGCCCAACGUCGUCGUCCUUUCAACACGGACAGAAAGAGGAAUCGAGGUGGUGGAACUUCAAAAGGAAAGAGUUUGUCAUCUCCUGCUCUUGCUGAGCUUGGAACCACAGCUUGGAAGGGACCUUCUGAGGUCACCUUGUCCUGCAAUGAGCAGGAGACACCUUCCGCUAGACCAGGGUGCUCCUCCAAGUCAAGCUGCAGCUCCCACCAUGGCCAGCGGGAGGGAUGCUGAUGGAUGCGCCCUCAUCCAGCCUGGAUCUAAGAGCUGAGGAUCCCGGCUUCCAUUCCAGAGCAAGUGACCUGGAAGGUCCAAAAUCCCCUUAGGAGGGUGUAAUCCUUACUAUUAUCCCAUCAUUUCCCAGCCCAAGGUUUGCACAUCCCAAGCUGCCUUUUUCUCCGAGGGGAUGGAGUCGAUGGUUGAAGCACUGAAGGCUUUAGGAAGCUGGUGAUGCUACAGCCCGCUGGGCAACUCCACGAAUUCCCACGUUCCUUCAUCCCAACUGAUCCACCUCCACAUGGAAGUCGUUGAGGAACAUGCUCCAGAAGGAAUCAUCAUCCAGAACUUCUCCUCCACCAUUUGUAGCUGCAAGGACCAACCGGACGUCAGUCCUCCCGCCGAUCCACCUUACCCUGAUUCAGUCUUCCAAGGGGGUUUUUUUUUGGGGGGGAUUCCUUUGGAGGUUGGCCUUCAUUUCAAGGGGAUUUGCCGGGAUUGGGAAGGGGGGUGGCAAAGGCCCAUGAAGACGGGAAGAGAGGAAAGGUCUACCUUUGGGUGCCCGGAGGUUGAACGUGAGCUUUGGGGGGGUCGUGAAGCACAAGUAUCCCUAGAAAAGGCAUCUAAAUGGCUUGGGAAAGGUGGAAUCCCAACACAAGGGGACCCCCCAGGGCGCCGUUCCUUUCCUUUCUGCUUGCCUCCCCCCCCCCCCCCCCCCUUCCUCUUUCUCCUCCCUUCUUUUCCCAUGGGAUUUUGCUCCAUCUUUGUGCAGUGCUGGUUUGGCCCAUCCUCAUCCCAAGUAUUGGAGACUUCUGUAAUGGUGACACUUGAUGACCUGUGGCCUUUUUUGAGUCUUGGUACCUUGUGAUGCAAAUGCUCAAGUCGCGUGAGAGACGAGUCCUUCGAGCGAAGGGAAGGACCCGAGGUGAUUGCCCCGUGUAAUUCAGUGCCUGCCUUUUGGUUUUGUCUUCGUGCUCUUUGAUUGCUAGGACAUAGAGACUUUGUAGGACACCCUUGUCGACGUUCAACACACACCCCCCUCCACCCCCCCGAAGCCGAGGAGAGACCUCCAAAAAACCGAGGCCAAGGAAGAGAUUGAGGCUUGGUUCGGCUCCGUUCUUCUCUUCCGGGAGAACGAGCCUUUUGACGACAAAAAAUCAACGAAACAAUGGGGGUGGGUGGGGUUUUGGGGGGGUUUUUGGGGGGGGGGGGGGGAAGCCUUCCAAAUCCUCUCUCCCCUCCCCCCCCACCUCCUCCCCCCCCCCCCCCAAAUUUCGUACUUUAUUUUGCUAUCGCAGACUAAAAGAAGAAAGAGAAGAGGUUAUUUUCCCAUGGGGUUUGGGCAGGGAGCUUGGUUUUUGGGGAGCGGGGAGGGAGGGGGGUGGGUUUGGAGGAACCGGCCACCAAAUCCAUGGAAAACUGUGGAAAAUCCAUGGGGAACCAUGAAAAACCAUGGAAAAACCAUGGGAAACUGUGGAAAACUAUGGAAAAUCCAUGGAAAAACCAUGGGAAACUAUGGAAAAUCCAUGCGAAACCAUAGAAAUCCAUGGGAAACUCUGGAAAACUGUGGAGAACCAUAGAAAUCCAUGGAAAAACCAUGGAAAACCAUGGAUAACCAUGGAAAUCCAUGGAAAACUAUGGAAACCAUUGGAAACCCAUGGAGAACCAUGGAAAACGAUGGAAAACCAUGGAAAAACCAUGGAAAACCAUGAAAAAAUAGAGAAAACUAGGGAAAACUAGGGAAAACCAUGGAAAACCCCAUGGGGAACCAUGGAAAAACUAUGGGGAACCAUGAAAAAACAUGGAAAACUGGGGGAAAACCAUGGGGAACCAUGGAAAAACCAUGGAGAACCAUGGGAAAACCAUGGGGAACCAUGAAAAAACCAUGGAAAACUGUGGGAAAACCAUGGGGAAACCAUGGAGAACCAUGGAAAAAACCAUGGGGAACCAUGAAAAAACCAUGGAAAACUGGGGGAAAACCAUGGGAAACCAUGGGAAAACCCAUGGAGAACCAUGGAGAACCAUGGAAAUCUAUGGAGCCCCAUGGAGAAUCCAUGGAAAACCAUGGUCAAAAAGAGGGGAAACUCAUCAAAACCCACCCGAAACGCGAUGGUUCCACCUUGUUCUCGCCGUGGGGCCGAUGGGGUUGGUGGCUCUUGGUCGUGCGCUGAUGUUCCUUCAAGAAGAUGCCAAGCCAACGACAAAAGACAACUUGGGUGUAGGCCAUUACCUGUUUCUCAUCUGUAGUUACUCGAUGCUGUCAUGUACAUGACCGUUCUGUAGCAAUAAAUGUGCCAUUUUUAUAAAG
Messenger RNA from Strigops habroptila (Kakapo), 7362 nucleotides. RefSeq names its product transcription factor 4 (gene TCF4). Gene Ontology annotation, biological process: regulation of transcription by RNA polymerase II. The transcript has 22 exons. Gene Ontology annotation, cellular component: transcription regulator complex. The record is from RefSeq and is a predicted model, not a curated record. Bases 1089 to 3104 code for a protein of 671 amino acids. Lineage: Eukaryota; Metazoa; Chordata; Aves; Psittaciformes; Psittacidae. Gene Ontology annotation, molecular function: DNA-binding transcription factor activity, RNA polymerase II-specific; protein dimerization activity; RNA polymerase II cis-regulatory region sequence-specific DNA binding.